AUGGUAUUCAACUCGUUGACUGAGGCUCCUCACAACCUCAAAGAGGGCAUUGACUGGUUGGUGGCCUUGAAGGGAGACGAUGCUGAAAGCAACAUUGCUGCUUUGGGUGCUGCUAUUUACAACUUUCUAGUAGACAAGCCUGUUGGACACACGGAGAUACCAGCUCUCGAGAAGGUUAAACUUAAUGCUAAAGAUUUCAUGGGGCAAAGUGAGCUUAGGGGCCUGCCUUAUGUGAAGGAUUUGCUGACUAGGUACAGCAGCCCUGUGAAAAAACCUACUGGGUUGGGUAAGGUUUUCAACAACGUAGAUGAAAGUGAUUAUAAAAACGUCGUGCAAACCAGGAAGAUGAAGCCUGAAAAAAUCACACAGUAUGUGACAGAAGCUAUAAAUGGUUGCGAAAAGUUCCUGGGAAAGAUCAAGACUCCUGACCAGUAUGAAUCUGCUUACGGUAAAGAAGCGACGUGGGAGGCAUCAUGUUCCGAAAAGCCGGAAGAUUGUGCAGCCGUAUUCGUGGGUAUUGCGCCUAUGUUGUAUGCAGGCCUACGUUCUUUACGGAGGGCGAGCAAUGUAAGCCCUUUGCAAUAUAUUGGCAUUAGAAAGAAGCCUGAGGUGGGAGGUAUAUUGACCGCAAUGGGUUACGAGGAGUCAUAUAGGCGCUCUCCAUUGAAUGCUAGUAAUGUUUUCGCGGCUUUACAAAGUGUAAGUCACCGAACGUUGGUUACGUUCUACGACCUCUCUGGAUUCUGGGCUUUCUAUGGAUCUGGUAAAAUAGGUGCUGUGAGAGAGGAGCAGCCUGUGGAACCUGUCAUCCCUGAGGCUGAACCAUCCGUUGACGGUGAAGGCGAACAGUCUGUCAUCCCUGAGGCUGAACCAUCCGUUGACGGUGAAGGCGAACAGUCUGUCAUCCCUGAGGCUGAGCCAUCCGUUGACGGUGAAGGCGAACAGUCCGUGAUCCCCGAAGCUGAGCCAUCCGUUGAAGGUGAAGGUGAGCAGUCCAUGAUCCCCGAAGCUGAGCCAUCUGUCGAACCCGCAGGUGAAGAGCCUGUUAUCCCCGAGGCUGAACCAUCUGUCGAGCCUGUGAAACCUGAAGUAGAUGACGUUGAACAACCGGUGAAGAUUGCGAAGGCUGCAAAAGUGGCAAGGUCUGUAAAGGCCGCCAAGAAAGCUGCUAAGAAGGUUUCCAAGAAAGCCCGCCAGAAAAAGGAGAAGAAACAGAAAAAGCAGCAAGAACAGCAGGAAUCCGCUGAGCAGUGA
Messenger RNA from Babesia bigemina, 1254 nucleotides. RefSeq lists its product as hypothetical. NCBI's taxonomy places the organism in Eukaryota, Apicomplexa, Aconoidasida, Piroplasmida, Babesiidae. The record is from RefSeq and is a predicted model, not a curated record. The transcript has a single exon. Bases 1 to 1254 code for a protein of 417 amino acids.